Messenger RNA from Exophiala xenobiotica, 885 nucleotides. RefSeq lists its product as uncharacterized. NCBI's taxonomy places the organism in Eukaryota, Fungi, Ascomycota, Eurotiomycetes, Chaetothyriales, Herpotrichiellaceae. The transcript has a single exon. The record is from RefSeq and is a predicted model, not a curated record. Bases 1 to 885 code for a protein of 294 amino acids.
AUGGAUUUCACAGACGAGAAUCGUGAUCAGUGGGAAGUGUUCCAGCCAUCUUACGAGUUCCCCGAAACAAGCGGUAUGGAGCAGAUCUUCGACACUAUCCAAGAGCGUGCUUUCGCAGUUCCUUUAGGAUAUCCGGCUGCGCCUAGUAAUGACGCCAGUUUCUUCUGGGAACCAUCUGGCCUCGAAAACUGUUCAUCGUUGAAUCAAUAUGAAGAGCUCGAGCCAUCGUCUGUGUUUCCUGAUCCAAGUGGCCCGGAUCCUCUGUCCAGCACGGUCGUCGAAGACAACUUGGUUCUCCCUGAAGCCCUUUUCGCAAACCUAGUGGCUCAACAUCGUAACCACGGCUUUGUUUGGACGCAGCCCUGUCUGCAAAACUAUUCAUCAUUUGAUCAGUAUGAAGAGUUUGUGCCAAUGCUUGCGCUCCCAGGGCCAAGUACUACAUAUCCUCUCUCUGGGACAAUUGAGGAAGGCAACUUGGCUUUGACAGAAGACAUACUCACAGACCCAAUAACUCAUGAGAGUUGUGGCAGUCUUGAUUGUGCACAACUUGGUCUGGAAAAUUACCACUUGUCCGGCGUCACUGAAGCAGCCCCCAUAUACGCUCCACAGAUCCACCUAAACGACAAACCAUCUGCGAGCCUGUCCCAACAACCUGGAAACCACAGAACACCCGAAGGCGUUCUUCCUCCGAGUCAAGAAGGAAGUUCAACAAGAAAACCGCGAGUUUCCUACUGCGCCGGAUGCGGAGCUCAAAUAAAGCUGCCAUCAAAAUCGGCGUGGAACAGAAUGAAGGAAACUCUGGAAAGGUUGUACUGCCAUGAUGGUUGCACAAUGGAAGUAGUGAGUGAUAUUGCAUGCCUUGCAUAUCACUUCCAUGCUUCGUAA